Molecule: messenger RNA, 3750 nt
Organism: Thamnophis elegans (Western terrestrial garter snake)
Lineage: Eukaryota; Metazoa; Chordata; Lepidosauria; Squamata; Natricidae
Gene: GALNT13
Product: polypeptide N-acetylgalactosaminyltransferase 13
Exons: 12
Coding region: 425-2095 (556 amino acids)
Cellular component (GO): Golgi apparatus
Source: RefSeq, a predicted model, not a curated record
GGGAGAGAAAGGGGCGUGGCUUAGGCGAGCUGCCUCGCGUCUGUGCCGUGGCUUGAUAUUAUUAGUAACAGCCCCGGCAGGAGCGGUAGCGGCAGUGGCCGCCGAGGUGUGGACGGUGCUCUCGUUUCAUCCCGGAGAAAGGAGGAAAACGAAGACGGCCCCGGAGCAGAAAGCGAGCCGAGAUGAAGGAGCCUCCUCUGGCCGCGCUGGAAAUUUCCUCCCGCCAGGCGUGUCCUUUUUAAAUCGGGGGGAUCCAGUGGGAGAGGAGAGACGGGCUUUACCUCCAGAGCGGCAGCGCGGCGAGCUGACUCUUGGGCAGUGGGAUGUUUUCAUCUGUGCAUUCGUGCCAACUUUCUUGGCUUGGAUAUAGCAUCGUAUUAGCACCUGCUUUUACUACAGUCUGUAACUAAUAACUCAAUAAAGGAUGAGGAGAUUUGCCUACUGCAAAGUGGUCCUUGCCACUUCUCUCAUGUGGGUCUUGGUGGAUGUGUUUCUCCUUCUGUACUUCAGUGAGUGUAACAAAUGCGAUGACAAGAAAGAAAGGUCCCUGCUGCCUGCUCUAAGGGCUGUUAUGUCAAGAAGCCAAGAAGGACCAGGAGAGAUGGGAAAAGCAGUUCUCAUUCCCAAAGAUGAUCAGGAAAAAAUGAAAGAACUUUUUAAAAUCAACCAAUUUAAUCUUAUGGCUAGUGACAUGAUUGCAUUCAACCGAAGUUUGCCUGAUGUAAGAUUAGAAGGAUGUAAGACAAAAGUCUACGCUGAUGACCUACCCACCACAAGUGUAGUCAUAGUGUUUCAUAAUGAAGCUUGGAGUACUUUGCUUCGUACUAUUUACAGUGUUAUCAAUCGGUCUCCACACUACCUACUUUCUGAGAUCAUCUUGGUAGAUGAUGCCAGUGAAAGAGAUUUUCUGAAGCUUCCAUUAGAGAAUUAUGUAAGAAACUUGCAAGUGCCAGUAAAAAUUAUUAGAAUGGAACAACGGUCGGGGCUGAUUCGAGCUCGGCUUAGAGGUGCUGCCACUUCUAAAGGCCAGGUCAUCACUUUCCUGGAUGCACACUGUGAAUGCACUACAGGUUGGCUGGAGCCCCUGCUGGCAAGAAUAAAGGAAGACAGGAAAAUUGUUGUAUGCCCAAUUAUUGAUGUAAUCAGUGACGACACAUUUGAAUACAUGGCGGGAUCAGACAUGACUUACGGAGGAUUCAACUGGAAACUCAAUUUUCGUUGGUACCCUGUUCCCCAAAGAGAAAUGGACAGAAGGAAAGGAGACAGAACUUUGCCUGUGAGGACCCCUACUAUGGCUGGUGGCUUAUUUUCUAUUGACAGAAACUACUUUGAAGAGAUAGGAACAUACGAUGCAGGAAUGGAUAUCUGGGGUGGAGAGAAUCUUGAAAUGUCUUUUAGGAUAUGGCAGUGUGGAGGCUCCCUGGAGAUUGUAACGUGUUCACAUGUUGGUCAUGUUUUUCGAAAAGCUACUCCUUAUACAUUUCCUGGUGGUACUGGUCAUGUAAUUAACAAAAAUAAUAGAAGACUUGCAGAGGUGUGGAUGGAUGAAUUUAAAGAUUUCUUCUACAUAAUAUCUCCAGGAGUUGUCAAAGUGGAUUACGGAGAUGUAUCAGUCAGAAAAGCAUUGAGAGAAAAUUUGAAAUGUAAACCAUUUUCAUGGUACCUAGAAAAUGUGUAUCCAGAUUCUCAGAUUCCACGUCGUUAUUACUCCCUUGGAGAGAUCAGAAAUGUUGAGACAAACCAAUGUUUAGACAACAUGGGGCGUAAGGAAAAUGAAAAAGUAGGCAUAUUCAAUUGUCAUGGCAUGGGAGGAAAUCAGGUAUUUUCAUACACCGCCGACAAGGAAAUUCGCACAGAUGAUUUAUGUAUGGAUGUCUCUAGGCUCAAUGGGCCUGUAAUUAUGCUGAAGUGCCAUCACAUGAGAGGAAAUCAACUUUGGGAAUACGAUGCAGAGCGACUGACCUUGAGACAUGUGAACAGUAACCAGUGUCUUGAUGAGCCCUCAGAAGAUGACAAAAUGGUUCCUACCAUGAAGGAUUGCAGCGAAAGCCGAUCCCAGCAGUGGCUGCUACGUAACAUGACCUUGGGUGCCUAAAAGCCAAGACACAGACUUCAUGUCCUUCCUCAGACCUUGGAAGGGUCUAAUCUGCUCACCCUUCACACAAAAGGAUGUUCUUCUUCCCUUGUGGUCGGUGAAGAGAAAGGGUUUGGAUGCUUGAUUCAAGGCCCACAUGCCAGAAAACUACUUUUUUUUAAAAAAAAUUGCUUCAAAGCAUGGUUGCACUUUCUCUCUUUCUCUGUCUCUCUCUCUCUCUCCCUCUCUCUCUCUCUCUCAUUUUUUUUUCUACAAGUCAGCUGAACACAUGGACGCUUUAUCCACCCUGGCAUAUACAGUAUUACGAAGACAUCGCAGUUUUGAGAAAAGCAGACUCCGGAAAAGGGUUACAAAGCGAAAAAUUGCAAGAGGGUGGGGAAGUGGCUUGCUGUGGGUUCUGUCCUGUAAUGUUGCUUGAAAGUGACAAUGUUAAAUGCCUUAUGAAGCUCACUCGCAUUGUGAAAGAUGGUGAAACAUUUGUUUUCCUCAAUUGAUGUACUUGUACCAGUCCUUCAUGGUGACAGAGGAAGAAUCCAUUGUUAAUCUGCUGCCAACCCAUUACCUAUGAAUAGCCCAGCUGAAAAAAUUUCUCAGCAGUAAAUUUCUGUAUAUAUUGGAUGUUUUUCAUGUAUAGUGUCAGGGGAGGCGGGGGAGUGACAUUCUGUUUCUGAAACCUCUGUUAAAAUCCACAGAACUGGAUGAAGGAUAUUGCUGGUACGUGGAGUGUGAUAUCGAAUUCACGGCCAAGGGAAGCAGAAGUAAAUGGGAUUGAUGAUACCCACUGGUGCCCUUUGCAAAAUAUAAGUCAUUACAAACAUUGUAACGCAUUUGGCCAACUUCCAUAAUCUCACAUUAAUAAUAUAAAAGGCAGCAAGAGCUGUUUAUCCAAAUUACAUGAGAUGCUGGUAGAAGAACAGGUUUAUGAGUUAGACACAAGCUGAUUUCAAGUUGAGUUUGGUUGCAAUUCCUUUUUAAAUGUAUUUCUAAAGAUCCUUGGUCCCUAGGCAUAAAUAAAACCUGUGUAAUACCGAUAGGUCUAACCUUAAAAUGUCAACAAUGCAAUGCAACCUCUUAAUAAUUAUUGAGAUAUUAUUACAAGACGUAUAAAUCUUCCAAACAUAGCAAGUUGAACUUUUAGCAUAUGACAGCUUCAAGUUCAGGGCUAAUUAAAAACAUGUCUAAUAAAUGUGUCUGGUUUGUAUAUGGAGGACAUGGGAUAAGAUACAACUAUCUAUAUAAACAAUAGUUUAUUUUUUUUAAAGGGUUUUUUUUGGUCACAUAUCUCUAUGCCAGGAUGCAAGUAGGAACAAAAUUUAUCCAACAUUAGAACCUGUAUAGUUCUAGUGAGCAUUACUGGGUCAGAAAGUACAUAAACUUUACUCAUUUUUAUCUGAAUUUAAUUUAUUGCAGUUUGCUAUAUCAGCCUCAUGGCCGUGCCUAAGUUUCAGUAGAUUGUGCUAUAUUGGGUAGUAUGGACAGAUCAGUUCCACACUGCAUUAGUGAGAGAUUGAACUGACCCCUUUCACGUUUCAUUCUGGCAUUUUGAGAAAAUGAGAUGGUUCUUUCUAUGUGAGACUGUCUUUACAUUGUUAUCACCCUUCUGUUGGUUUUGAAGAUGCUCAUUUGUCUGCCUUUCCUAUGCCAGAAGCCUUCUC